This is a messenger RNA of Phymastichus coffea, 1346 nucleotides long. RefSeq lists its product as uncharacterized. The transcript has 4 exons. The coding region runs from base 18 to 740 and encodes 240 amino acids. Lineage: Eukaryota; Metazoa; Arthropoda; Insecta; Hymenoptera; Eulophidae. The record is from RefSeq and is a predicted model, not a curated record.
CGCGCGCGCGCGCGUGCAUGUGCGGUGAGGCGGUGAGGCGGCGCGGCGGGGAGAGCGCCGGGCGUAGUCGCUUCGAGUGGGCAGCGCGCGAAACCCGAGUCGGCUCGUUCGGGCCGCUACUCGCCGGCGAGAGAAUGAGGCGCGAAGGACUGCUGCCGCUGCUGCUGCUGCUGCUGCUGGCGCGGGCUCGGGCGGCGGAGCCCGGCUGCCGCGCCGGCAACGUCAGCCUGCCGAGAGCAACCCGCGCCGCCGACGCCGGCUACAAGUAUCUCGUGUUUCCUCAGGGGAGCAACGUGCAGCUGAUCUACUGCCUGACCAUCGGCUCGUUCGCUCGGCCGCAGAGCGUCUUCACGCUGGGCGUGACCGCGGGCCUGGCCUACGAGCUGCCCUACCGGCGCACGCUGCCGCACAGAAAGCCCGCCGAGGUCUACCACCGCAGGAACCGGCGCGACCUCUACCGCAAGCUCGAGGCCAUGCUCGACGCGCAGGGCAGACCCGGCCGCGACUGCGUACUGCGGGCCCUCUGCAGAGCCGGCGAGCGGAGCCGUCGGCGGGCCCCGCGGAGGGGCACCUUCCUCGAGGAGAUCUUGCGCGCGGUGUUCACCUUUCCCAGCCUGGAGCACGCCCGCGAGGAGAACGGCCACCACGCCGAGCUGAUGCGCCACUACGAGCGAGCCUACGACGCCCGAGACGACUGCGACCAGCGGUUCGGCGCGGAGUCCUGUCCGUGGCUGCUCUAAAUUGCGUCCGCCGGCCCAACUUGAACGUUUCGGCCCGACGGAGCUCGUCCUCGCCGGCAAUAUCUGCGGCAGCGCCGAAUCGAUAGCAGACGCGCGCGUAUCCGCGCUGUCCGGAGGCGCGACGGCGCUCCGCGUUCGUCGGCUUGUUUAACCCACUUGUGGAGUUGGCGCUAACGAAGCAAACAUAAUAAGCGCGUACAGCCCCGAUAGCCGUUUAGCCCGAAAGACCAGGGGAAAAAACAAUGGGUGCGCGAGCGAAGUCGCGCUCGGUCAAUGCUAUCAGCGCAGCGGUUGUCCGUCAGCAAACUGUGGCGCGGCGCGUAUAAUCGCGCGCAUCUCAUUCGCGUGGCGCGCGAGCGACCACCAGUCGGCGACUUCUCCCCAUCAGGGCCUGCUCGAAUUAGUCGGCGCUGCCUCUCCUGCAGCGAUCAACUUUGUAUAAUCCAAAUACAUCGGAGCGCGUCGCUUUGCAACUUUCCAAGUAGCUUACUCCGCGUUUGUGCGAGGCUUCCACGCGGCGAGCCAUCAGCUAUCAGGUUUUCCAGCUCGCGGCGCCGCGGUGCCCCGAGUCGAUUCGAGCCACCCCGAGUUCUCGCGCUUUCCCAA